UAGUUUUGGUAUAUUACAAUAUUUAAAUGAAAAUUUCAACUAAAAAUUAUAUUUUAAGACUUUACGUGAUUUGAAUUGUUUUAGUUGAUUAUAUAAGAUGUUUUUAUUAAAUAUUUUCAAAAUUUUAUGGUUAUACCACAAUAUCAUACUGAUUACAGCAGGACCCGGCAAAAAUUUGUUCUCAAAGAUAUUUUCACCUAAAUCGAAUACGAGAUUUUCAUCGGAAUUAUCAACACCAUUAAUCAAUGAAGUCUUAACAUCUAGUUGUAAUAAUAAAAAUGCUUCGUCUAGUACGGAUUCACCAUCAAAUAAUUUAGUGAAAUAUGUAACAGGGAUGUAUAGUAUUAAUUUUGAAUGGCAUGCAACUACUAAAUAUCUUAUAGCUGACCACUAUUUUCAACCAGUUGAUUCAGAGUGGCGAGAACAAAUAAGUAAUAAAUUAGAAUUUCAAACAAUAAAAACUUACACUACUGAUAACUUAAAGAAAAAAUUGAAGUCUCCGAAAUGUUUGGAUGAUGUGAAAGUUUCUAUUGAUGAAAACAUAUUUUACAAAAAAAUAUCUCUUCUAUUUAGUGGAACACAAAAUAAUUACAAAAUUUUCCGUGAAAUGGUUUUUAAAGUAGUAAAACAAAACGAAAAUAUUGCUACUUUAUUAGGAGGUGAUGACAAAAGACAACAAUAUGUAAAUAGUGGACAUUUUAACAAAACUGGCGUAGUUGAAAUGAUAGCUUCAAGUAUUGUUAUUGAAACGUGCAUAUAUUUAUAUAUAAAAAAAUUGAACUGGUGGUUAUACAUUCCUAAAGACUGGUCUAAAAAAACAAUUUCUAAAAUGAGUGAAGAAAAAUGUAUUUAUUUAUCUGGUGAAGGCCGUCAAUAUUUUAUAGUUGAAGAUGUAGUUGACUAAUAGAGAACUAUUGACAAUGCUUUACAACUUUUCAUGCGAAUACUUCAUAAAUAUAUACUGAGUGAUUCGUUUAUCAUAUUUUACUAUUAAAAUAAAAAUAAUGUCAACAAUAAUUUUUUGAAUUUU
Daktulosphaira vitifoliae (grape phylloxera) is the source of this 1030-nucleotide messenger RNA. RefSeq lists its product as uncharacterized. The record is from RefSeq and is a predicted model, not a curated record. The transcript is spliced from 6 exons. NCBI's taxonomy places the organism in Eukaryota, Metazoa, Arthropoda, Insecta, Hemiptera, Phylloxeridae. Bases 98 to 904 code for a protein of 268 amino acids.